Neoarthrinium moseri is the source of this 873-nucleotide messenger RNA. RefSeq lists its product as uncharacterized. Lineage: Eukaryota; Fungi; Ascomycota; Sordariomycetes; Amphisphaeriales; Apiosporaceae. Gene Ontology annotation, molecular function: hydrolase activity, hydrolyzing O-glycosyl compounds. The transcript has 2 exons. Gene Ontology annotation, biological process: carbohydrate metabolic process. The record is from RefSeq and is a predicted model, not a curated record. Bases 1 to 873 code for a protein of 290 amino acids.
AUGUUCACCAUAAUUCCUGUCCUUUCCACCUUGUAUGUGGCCUUGCUUCCUGGCCUAGCUUUGGCAACGGCUCCCCCGGCUUACUCAGGAUACAACACAAUCUGGUCCUCGUCUUUCGCCGGCGACGCUGGACUACUUCCAGAUACCAGUAGCUGGAAUAUUAUUACAGGAAACCUCGGCGUAAAUGCAGAAUUAGAGACUUAUACCUCUUCUUCGAGGAAUUUACAACGAAGCGGAGGCCAGACACUGCAGAUCGUCCCGUGGAAAGACUCUUCGGUCUCCGGGGGCUGGACCUCUGGCCGGAUCGAGAGCACCUACACUUUCACCCCGAAGGCCGGCGGUCGGACAAUGGCCGAAGCAUCUAUCCGUUUCGGUACCAAUGGCAUCGGCAAUAAGCAAGGCAUAUGGCCGGCUUUCUGGCUUCUUGGUGACUCCAUACGCCAUGGCACAGCCUGGCCGGCUUGCGGCGAGCUGGACAUCAUGGAGACAGUCAAUGGCUAUUUGACUGGGUACGGUACUGUGCACUGCAACGUUUACCCAGGUGGCGUGUGUAAUGAGCCAAAUGGCAUCCAGGGGUCGAUCGCGAUUCCAGACCAAAGCUGGCACACCUGGCGCAUUGUCUGGGACAACACGCCUAGCAGUUGGACAAGCCAGACUAUCACUUGGUACAUGGAUGGCCGAGCCUUUCAUGAAAUCAGCGGGGCUCAGAUCGGUGAUCAGAACACUUGGAACAGCCUCGCACACAGCGCCGUCUUCUUUAUUCUGAACGUUGCUGUCGGCGGGUCUUGGCCCGGAAAUCCCAACUCUGCUACUUUGGAUGGCUACGGCAGCAUGAUGGAAGUCGGCUACGUUGCCCAUUACUCUUCAACGUAA